AUGAAGGGCAUAUAUGAGUCAAUGCAGUUGGACCCUUCCUUUUCACUACCCUGCUUGUGCCCUUCCUUCAAGCCGGGACAACGGAAUCCGCUCAACCGUCACGCAUCAUCUGGACAGGAUCAGUUCAAAUUGAGGUGUGGUCGCCGCUUGGAGGCAUUGACUUUGCAAAUCUCGAUAGCGGCAAAACUAUCUCAGCAUCCACCGACUACGGAGCGACAAAGUGCGCAAACCUCUUUCUCGCACACGAAGCUGCCGCAAGAUGGGGAGACCAGGACAUCAUCAGCGUUUGUCAUAACCCUGGAAACCUGCACACUAGCAUUUUUGAUGGCAGACAUCAUUGGCUGUUCGUUCUUAUUCUUGAGAACAUUCCUCCUCUACGACGCCAAAUACGGAUUCUCAGAGAAGAUCACCCAAGCCCAGAAUGGUUACUAUGUGUGGCCGUUUGGCAUCAUAAAGCCCUGUGCGCGAGCGGAUGUUUACAAGGCAAUCGAUGAGGGGAGGGCGAAGCAGUUCUGGGAAUGGUGCGAGGAGAAAGCAAAGCCAUUCAUGUGA
Lachnellula hyalina is the source of this 552-nucleotide messenger RNA. RefSeq lists its product as uncharacterized. NCBI's taxonomy places the organism in Eukaryota, Fungi, Ascomycota, Leotiomycetes, Helotiales, Lachnaceae. The record is from RefSeq and is a predicted model, not a curated record. The transcript has 2 exons. The coding region runs from base 1 to 552 and encodes 183 amino acids.